AUGCCGUCGAACAAGAAACUAAUGUCAAAGAUGCGACAGAUUGCUCAGUGGAUUCUAGUGGUGCAUGUGGUUGAAUUUAUAGAAGCGUAUUGCACACCUCGUGAUACAGCUCGCCGUUCACCACAGCGAAGCAGGCGUUCCAGAGAGCCACGCCGCUCCCCCGAUACUACCAAAUGGCGGUACGACUCCCGCCGUUCAAAUUACGACGUUGAUUCUAGUCGACGUUCUUACGACUACGAGAGUCGAAGGUACUACGGAAGAGAGUUCGACGAAGAAUCAGGCAGAAGGGCAGAAUUUGACGCCGGGUCAGCUCGAAGGCGGGCCGACUACGAAUCUGCGAGAAGGACCGACUUUGAUUUGUCGGCUCCAAGUGUUUCACGAAGAAGUCCUGAGAGUGCACCGGAAGGUUCUGUCGAGUCUCCACCGGAGCCGGCACCUUCAGCGUCAUUCAGGCACGAGAAGCAAUCAAGACAUCGGUCUCAGCCAUACUACGAGACUGAAUCAUCCUCAGACGAUAGAUCAACAUCAUCAGAGGAAGAAGAGGAGGAAUUCGGUGAAUUCGAUCCAUUCGCCACAGCACCAUCUUUACAUUCGCCGGACAGUGGGCGUUCAGACCCGCGAUACGCUAACGCACCUCGUAGGAAUCCUAGUCCUUACUACUACGGCGAUCUGUUUAAAACGUCCGCACAACCACCGGCACCAUCUGCCCCCACCAUUUCCACAACAUCGUCAUCCCGUGGCCCGCGAUACAGAAAAUCAGCUAGCUUAGACGCUCCUCACGUUGCACCACGACCUAAUCUGCCUAAAAGAUUUUCAGUCGCUGAAGAUGGUUUUCGCGAAUUAGAGCGGUCGUCAUCUUCGUCCGGUGAGAGCGCGUGGAUGCCGCCGAGGCGCCGCGGGCGCGACGCGGCCGGCUGCGUGUGCGCCGCGCCCGACGAUGUAGAGGACCAUCGUUCUUCUCGUAGCGUCUUUUACGUGCCGGCGCCUUUGCCCCGCUGGCCGCAAGAGAUGACCACCAGACAGAUAUAUGAAACAGCUUUUGACUGUAAAGUUGCACGGUCAGAUGAUGAUCUAGAUGACUUUGACCGAGUCAGUAAUCAUCCAGCUCUUUUGCAUGCAGAGGGCCGAAAAGUUAUAUCGUCAGCAUCGUCUGCAUUUGAUGCGGUCGAGCAUAGUGAACCAGAUUAUAAAGGUCGCCGCAAGGUGACUAUGAAAACUGAUAGUGUUCGGCGAUCUAAAAUUCCCACUAUCCGUCAAAAGAGGGAAAAUGAAAAUAAUGCAUGUGACCUGUCAGAGGAAUUAGAAAAUGUGCACAUUGAUGGAGAUGGAAGAACUGCUUCAGCAUCUCAACUUCCACUUCGCGGCUAUACACCGUCUCCACCAUCAACAGCCCCAUUACCGACUAAAUUUCAGCAAAAAGAUGGAUCCGCCAUGAAUAGUAUUAAAAGCGCCCCGAAUCUACCACAGUCACAACCAGCACAUCCUCGACUUAAGGACUUGAGACUGCCUGUUAAAUCAUUACGUGCUCGGGAUACACCGACAAGCAGUGAAGCUAGUAUGGCUGAUGUAAAAGGCUCUACUGAGUUAGACCUCGGCCAACGACUAAGGGAUUCAAGCCGUGAGUCUCGUGAUGGAGAUGAUGAGGGGGGACAAUCAAAAGACGGUAUUUUUUUAGAGAUUAAGGGUCGACCCACUUCCGAUUCUGAUACACCUGAAUUGAAUCGGUAUACUGGGCCAAAGGGGGUCGGCCCUAUAAUGGAGUUUAAAGGAAGGCCUGGCGUAAUACGUCCGCGUCGUAAAUACUCUAGCACAGAAAGUAUGGCCACGAGCAGCAGUGGAGGCAGUAUGGAGUCACUGCGAAGUAGUAAUAGUGAAGGGGAUAGAAGUAGCAGUAGUUCAGAAAGCCGUCAUUCUUCUUCGCUAAGUUCACACAGCUCUGACUCGGGAAAUGUGCCAUUCACAAAAUCACAUCAUAUGCAACUAUCGGGGUUUGGGCAUCAUCCCGCUAAACUACAUAUUUUAAGUCCUAUAUCUGAUAAAUCAUCACAGGAACCGGCUUCAGAAACAUCCGAUAAUAACAAAAAUAACAACUCACAAAAAGUGUCUCCUGAAGACGUUGAAACUGGAAACGCGACGAUACAAACAACUGUCGAAAUUGUUGCCAAACCUAAACGUCGGGCACUACAAAAUAGAAAUAUUUUAAAUCUAACGUUUCGACACUCUACAACAGGCGACGCAGAAAUUCAAGGCUCUGACAGUGGGAUAUCCAUACAUUCAAGAGAGGGCGUGGAUUCUCGUAAUGCUUUCAUUAACUUUAAAAACAGUAACACUGAAGAGGAACGCAAAGAUGAAGACGUAGAUUUAUCUGAUCUUCCUUUCGACAUGCCAAAGUUGAGAAGACGUCGUGCUGAAGCUGAAGCCGACUUAAGAUCCUUGCCAUUUGAUAUGCCUAAACUACGUAGAAAACUACGAGGACAGUCGCUACAACUCAACAAUGACUUUACAGGAGCUAUCUCAAACGCAUCUUCCAGCCAAAGUGUUCAGGACCUGAACCAAGGAAAUAAACACAAACCCAAUUUGAAUUUAAAUUUCGACAGCGGUAGUGGUGGUUCUAGCAGUUCAAAGGGGUUACAUUUAAAUCUAGGACCGAUAGCUCCACCACGGGAUCUCGUCGAUGCCACUCUUCCACUUGACCGGCAAGGGUGGUACCAUGGGACUUUAUCUCGCGUUGAAGCUGAAACUUUGCUUAGAGAUGCGGAUGAAGGCGCCUUUUUGGUUAGAAAUAGCGAAUCAGCAAAACACGAUUAUUCCCUCAGUUUAAAAUCGACACGUGGUUUCAUGCACAUGCGUAUUUGCCGUAGUACGGAAGGUUACACUCUGGGCGGCGCAGCAACGGCAUUUCCCAAUGUGCCAGCCUUAAUGAGGCAUUAUGUGACUGCGCAGCGUCUGCCAGUGAGAGGUGCGGAACACAUGGCACUGUCCACUCCUCUCCCAGCCGUCCUACUAUAA
Molecule: messenger RNA, 3009 nt
Organism: Arctia plantaginis
Lineage: Eukaryota; Metazoa; Arthropoda; Insecta; Lepidoptera; Erebidae
Source: the annotation of a GenBank genome assembly